UUUAAUACGUCACAUUUUGCCGGACAUGCGCUUUGAAUAAUGUUGCUAACUAGCCUGUAGAGCCACAUCGCAGUGGUUUUUCCCCAUACGCGUUAGCUAACCCUAUUAACAAAGGUACACUAGCUAGUAAGCUAAAUAACGACCCAAUGCGAAUGGUGUACAACAAAAUUGUUGAAACCGCUGUGACGAUGAGUAGAUGGCGGAAUGUUGGUGAGGCUUGGAAGCCAACACACCCGGUCUUCAGUGCCUCUGAAUGAUUUUCAUCCAGUGAACUAACUAGGACGAUUCACGUUAUGGGAAGGAUCAGCUUCUCAUGCCUCCCAGCCUUCUGGCACUUCAGCAUGUCACCGCUGGUUCUUCCCCGUCUCUGGCUACCUUCAAUCAGGCAGCUGCUCUUCUUUGGUUUAGUGUUGGGAUUUCUAGGACUCCUUUACCUGUUGCUGGUAACAGGGAAGGUCCAGCGCAGCUGGAUCAGAAAAGAGAACUUCCACAGGCAUUUGGCGAGGGUCACGGAUAUUGAGGCCACUGACACCAGUAAUCCCAACUUGAACUAUGGUCUGGUGGUGGAUUGUGGCAGCAGUGGCUCCAGGGUGUUUGUGUACUGUUGGCCACGGCACAACGGUAAUCCCCAUGAUCUGCUCGACAUCCGACAGAUGAGAGACCAGCACAGGAAACCAGUGGUCAUGAAGAUCAAACCAGGUAUUUCAGAGCUGGCAAACUCACCAGAGAAAGCCAGUGAUUACAUCCACCCCUUGUUAAGUUUUGCUGCCCAGCACAUCCCCAAACAUAAACACCAAGAGACCCCCCUGUACAUCCUGUGCACAGCUGGAAUGAGGGUGCUGUCUGACAGUCAAAAGGAAGCACUUCUGGAGGAUCUACGGACUGACAUCCCGGUCCAUUUUAACUUCCUCUUUUCUGAUUCUCAUGUGGAGGUAAUUUCCGGCAAGCAGGAAGGUGUGUAUGCUUGGAUUGGAAUCAAUUUUGUCCUUGGACGGUUUAAUCAUGUGGACAGUGAAAGGGAUGUAGUAGUUGAGGUGCAGAUCCCUGGAGGUGACCAGCAAGAGGCACUGGUGAGGAAACGGACCGCAGGUGUUCUGGAUAUGGGCGGAGUCUCCACGCAGAUAGCAUAUGAAGUGCCCAAAUCUGUAAGCUUUGCUUCUCCACAACAGGAGGAAGUUGCAAAGAAUUUGCUUGCAGAGUUCAAUCUGGGAUGUGAUGCCCACCGGACAGAGCAUGUCUACCGUGUGUAUGUGUCCACCUUUCUGGGUUUUGGAGGCAAUGCUGCUCGACAAAGAUACGAGGAGAGCAUUGUCAGGAACACACUCUCUAAAAACAAGCUCCUGGGUCAGCAUGUAGGUGAAACAGCAGAGUCCCCCAUACUGGACCCAUGUCUGCCCACAGACCUGCAGGAUGAGGUGCUCGCAGCCACACAAAAACUCCACUUGCGCGGCACCGGGGAUUUUGAUCUCUGCAGACAGCUGCUUCAGCCCUUUCUCAAUCGCACCAACGAGACCCACUCCUCCCUUAGUGGGGUCUACCAGCCUCCCAUCGACUACCACAACAGCCAGUUCUACGGGUUCUCAGAGUUCUACUAUUGCACAGAGGAUGUAUUGCGCAUGGGUGGGGAUUUUAACUCUUCAAAAUAUGCCAGUGCUGCCAAGAGUUACUGUGCCACCCAGUGGAGAACCCUGAAAGAGCGAUUUGACUCUGGCUUGUAUGCCUCUCACGCUGAUGUUCACAGGCUCAAGUACCAAUGUUUCAAAUCAGCUUGGAUGUUUGAGGUAUUCCAUUCAGGCUUCUCCUUUCCUAAAGACUAUAAAAACCUGAAGACUGCUCUUUUAGUCUAUGAUAAAGAGGUACAAUGGACCCUAGGAGCCAUCCUUUACCGAACCCGAUUUUUACCUUUAAGGGAUAUUCAGCAAGAGAGCCUCAAAGGAAUCCACUCCCACUGGCGACACAGCUUCUCCUUUGUCAACAACUACUAUUUGUUCCUGGCCUGCUUCCUGGUUGUCCUGCUGUCCAUCCUGCUGUACUUGCUGCGCCUGCGACGUAUCCAUAGUCGUACCAUGCAGCGCUGCACGACACCUUCUGCCAAGUGGCUCGAGGAGGGUCUCGGAUCCACCCCACUUCCUGUCACCAUCUAGACUUCAAUUCUUUCACUCCAAAACCAGCUCCCCUCUACCAUUUAUUGUCACGCACCUUUAAGGCCUUUAUUUGCUAGCUGGUAAUGGCGAAAAAGGACUACACCUGAAUUUGAUUUAAAAUGACUUCAAUGAAUAGAGAGAUUAUAGAGCACUGAUAGAGACUGAGAUUUUGGAUGUUGUUUGUGUACUUGAAUAUGCCAUGUUUUUGCUGUUAAUUUAUUUCCCAUUAUAUUUUGUUUGUUUCUGGAAAUGUGAAUUGGGUAUAAAGUGAAUCUCAGAUCACCACAUUGGCCCACCAUUUGCAUGUUGACAUGCACCUCCACAUUUGGACAUGUCCCGAAGAUGAUGGAAUGAGAGUGAUUAAGGGUAUAUUUGAACCUCCGGUACCAGAAAUUCAACCAGCUUCAGAACAAGCUGAUGUCUUGACAUGCACCUCGAUAUGUUUGAAGUGUGAAUGCUGUAUAUGCCAUGUGCUUAGACUAUGCAUGUAAAAUAUGAGAAACAUCCCAAAUUAAAAUAUCAAUUAAAUAUUUAACAAUA
Messenger RNA from Esox lucius (northern pike), 2684 nucleotides. It is a transcript of the gene entpd4, whose product is annotated as ectonucleoside triphosphate diphosphohydrolase 4. The coding region runs from base 294 to 2144 and encodes 616 amino acids. Gene Ontology annotation, biological process: nucleoside diphosphate catabolic process. Gene Ontology annotation, cellular component: membrane. The record is from RefSeq and is a predicted model, not a curated record. Lineage: Eukaryota; Metazoa; Chordata; Actinopteri; Esociformes; Esocidae. Gene Ontology annotation, molecular function: nucleoside diphosphate phosphatase activity. The transcript has 13 exons.